Aphis gossypii (cotton aphid) is the source of this 5715-nucleotide messenger RNA. RefSeq names its product GPI inositol-deacylase. Gene Ontology annotation, cellular component: endoplasmic reticulum. Gene Ontology annotation, biological process: endoplasmic reticulum to Golgi vesicle-mediated transport; GPI anchor metabolic process. The record is from RefSeq and is a predicted model, not a curated record. The transcript is spliced from 16 exons. Gene Ontology annotation, molecular function: phosphatidylinositol deacylase activity. Bases 185 to 3064 code for a protein of 959 amino acids. Lineage: Eukaryota; Metazoa; Arthropoda; Insecta; Hemiptera; Aphididae.
UGCUGAAUCAUGUAAUAGUCGGAAUUCAUUAAUUUUGAUUUUUAAAAAAACAAUUUUUUAAUGCGGACAUGUGGUUAAAUACCUAACAAAUUUUAAACGCAUAUCUCUAUAUUGUAGUUUCUAUGUGUUCGAAACGCAUUAGGUUGCCAUCGAACUGAACGUGCACAUCACAAACGACUUCGGAAUGGUGGACGUUUGGAAAUACGUCGUUAAGAUGAAGGCUCCCAGUCCAGUGAGCUACGUGAGCGCGAUACUUUUGAUAGUCUUCACGGCGGGUGUCUACAAGCAAUUAACGUUGACCCAGAAGACGGCUAACAAUUGUGAGAUGACGUUCAUGUUCGAAUACCCUCAUUUUGUCGAAAUCUCCGUACCCAUGAAUAGGGGAAAGUAUAAUUUAUACGCUUACACCGAAGGCCAAACAAUGGAGAAAAUAAAAUCUAUGAAGUUUUACGGUACACCAGUCAUUUUUAUACCCGGACAUAGUGGAUCGUACAGACAAGUUCGAUCCAUUGCUUCGGUUAACAUUAGAAAGAUGUAUCAUAUUCAAUCAAACAUAAAAUUUGAUUUUUUUACUGUUGACCUGAAUGAAGAAUAUUCUGCCGUUUUUGGAGGUGUUCUAUUACAGCAAACCGCAUUUGUUUCCCAAUGUAUUGAUACAAUCAUAAAAACAUAUGAACAUGACUACAAACCUACGUCAAUUAUACUUAUUGGACAUUCUAUGGGUGGUAUUAUAGCCAAAGGAUUGUUUAUUGAUCCUCUGUUUGAUACCAAUCUCGUAGAAUUGAUCAUUACUUUGGCCACUCCCCAUAGACCUUUGUUUUUAGCCGAUCACUAUAUGGAUAGUUAUUAUGACCAAGUGGAAAAAAUUUGGGGAAACGGAUUAGACAAACCAAGGUCUUCAUUUUUGUCAAAUAUUUCACUAUUAUCCAUUGGUGGCGGUCAUCGAGACUUAAUGGUUUGGCCUUGCUUGACUUAUACUCCACAUGCAGACAUAAAUGCAUUAAGUUUAGCUAUACCUGGUGUUUGGACUUCCACUGACCAUCAGUGUAUAUUGUGGUGUAAAUCAUUGGUCAAAUCUAUUGUAAGAGUGCUAUUUGACUCUGCAGAAUCUGAUUCAGACGAUACAAUUUAUGAAUGGAGAAAAAAAGUUUCUACUUAUCAUUUUGACAAAAGAAGUAACGGAAAAUGGUUUCAUUCGAAUUUACAUCCUGUUACCGUGAAAUUGAAUGAACCUAAUGUGAUUGAGUGGAAUGAAACAUAUAAGCUUCAAAGAUCGAUUUCAUUGGAAAAGGGAACGGCAAUGCCAAUUGUCAUACACCUGCCAUUAGUUGAAAAAUCUUUAAAUUAUGAAAUGACUGCAGAAGCUGUAAAUAUUGAUUACCACGAUUGGGUAUUUUCGUGUAAACCCGAUUAUCGUUCAAAAAAACACUGUUUAUUUGGCACAAACUGGUCUUCUAAUAGUACUAUAUCGGUUUCAAAAUUUAUGAAAAGAAGACAUAUUACUUUAAAGUUGCCCGACGUUCACAAAUUGGGUCAUUCAAAUUUGGUUUUCAAAAUAAAAAAUACUAAAAAACCAACAGCAUUAAAUAUUGACAUGUAUGAAGCUAGUGAUAGAACUAAUGAAAUAACGUGGCGAUUUUGGUACGGAGUUUUCAAUAGAUAUCUGUUGUGGAAUGUCAAUGUUUUUGAAACAAUACAAUACAAAACUAUUUUGCAUGGUUGGCCAGAUAGUAUAUGUAUGCAUUGUGUGUAUAACGUGCACAUGGUACCCAUCAAAUGUUCAAAAAAAAAUCAUCACGCUGUUUCUAAAUUUAUAGUACCGUGGACACAAGGCAUUUUGCAUGGUAUCACUAGUGACACUUAUGUAGAACCAUUGAGAAUAUCAUUAGAAAACAUACCUUUGUCAAAUGCAACAAAUGAUCCGUAUUUGCAGUUCAUACUAGAUCCAAAAUGCAACUAUCGUAUUGAAUUAGAACUAUCUAUUAUGGAUACGAUUGGAACAAUAGGAUUGAAAUAUGGAUUGACUUUUCCGUCAUACAUUGGGAUCAUAAUACUGUUGGUAUUGUCAAACCAAUUUUCGCAAUUGGCCAACUCAACUAAAGACGAUUGCUCAAUAUAUCACAACUCCUUGCCAUCUAUAAUCAGAGUUUUUAAAACUUUAGCUAUUACAAUUUGUUUUUUGACUGUUAUGCAAAACCAGUGGCCUAACAUCAAUAAACCGAUUGGUGGCAUAGACUGGCUUGGACAUCCAUUAAAGGCAAUGAUAUUUUCGUCAUUGCUAUAUUGCAUAACUAAUUCAUUCAUGUAUUUUGCCACUGUAGCUCUGUGGAUGAUGAUGUUGUUUUGGGGAAAGGCCAUAAACGAAUUAUUAGUCAGGUUUAUAAUGAAAACGUUGAGAAAAAAUGCUACAUUAUCUGACUGGAUACUGUAUGGAUUUGGAAAAUUACCAAUAGCUGUUUCAAUGAUAGCUAUUUUAAUUUCUUAUAAUACAUGUGGUACUGUAGGACUCAUUAUUUCAGCAUUUUUCUAUUAUUUCUUACUAUGCACAAUGGUUCAAGACUGCAUUGACCAAUUAAUUUAUUACCCAAUAAUAUUUUUUAAAGAGUAUUUUAUGAAAGGCGAAAAACCUGGUUUAAAUUUGUCACUGACAUCUAUCCACCUGCAUUUUUCACUGUUUUUGUUGUGGUUACUAAUUUGUGGUUGUCAUCUGCCGUGUAGCAUUGAAUGGGCACGGAAUUACCAUCACAGCAAAUCCUUAGAUCCAGAUCCAUCAUUGAUUACUUCGUUGAUAUUAAAUACGUGUGCUGGCAUUAUGUGGCAGAUGGACAUCCCCAAACGUAAUUUGAAAUUCUACGCACAAUUAAGCAACCUUUGUAUAGCAGCUUCAAUAAUUUUGUUUUUGUUCUGUCAAACUGCAUUAUUUCGAAUAGCUCCAAUUUUAACAUUGGUUUUUGUAGUCAUCACUCUUCACCAAUGUUUUAGUUCUUGGAUAGGAGUACAGGAUCCAACCGAUAACCAAGUAAGUGGUGCUAAUGAUAAGACACCACAAAAAAAGGUUGAGUAAAUGAAAAAUUGUAAUUAAGUAUAUUAUAAUGUAUGUACAGUUGAUAGGGGUGGACUGGUUUGGGUGUGCUGAUUGUUAUAGCACACUAAACUGGUUCAAUUUUGGUCAGGGAGCUGACAAAUAUUUGAUAAUUUUAAACAAUGACUUAUUACUAUUAGUUUGUCAUUGUACGAUACUGGUCCACACACUUCUCAGUACGCCUCUGAAUUUGAUUCUUUUAUUCAACAGUGAACAUAAUUUUUGUCAAUGUUUGGGUUACAAAUAACAACUAAGUGGUCAGUAGGAGUUAUGUCGCAAUCUCAUUUAUUUUGAGUAUAAAUGUUUAUUUAUUGUUCAAGCCUAAAAUCAGUAUUUGGUUUUUGCAUUUAUGUUAAUUAAUAAUUUUAUUUAAGACAAAAAAGUGUUACAAAAGUUAUAAAACUUAAACCCUUAUUUUUCUUUUGCUUGUGUGCCUAUCAAAAAAAUUUGAAUCGUUUGUUAAUGACAUUUAUUGGUUAUUUUCAGAGCUCAGAUUUUAUAGUACUAAAAAUGAAUAAAAUAUGGGUGAUGGGUCGAUUGAGCGAAAGUAAUAAUUUUGACCAAAAAAAUAAUAGUCUGUUUGGGCGAUUAUCAUUUGUACCGUUUGGAGUGAAAUUAUUUUUACCUAUGUGAGGUAAAAACCUGGUGGCUAAUCAUUAUUAAUCACUAUUACUGUUAAGUGUAUAUUAUGAGCAUCUUCGUACAAAGCCAAUAGAUUAAUUUAAAAUAUACUAAUUUUAUUAUCUAUAAUUUUAUUUAUUAUUUUUUGACUGUAGAUUACUAUUUACUAUUGAUUAUUAAAUAGAUCUAUUCUAUCAAUACUAUUUACCUAUAUAAUAAUAUUAUUAAUAUUUAUACCAAUAUUUUUUUUUUAAAAUAGGACUCAUUAUUAGUUAUGUAUAUUUUAUAUGAUUCUGUUUAAUUGUUGAAUGUAUACCUAUUAUAAGCAUUUUCUUACUUAUUCGCCCAAAAGGAAUUUUUAGUUGAAUAAACCUUCGCCCAAACGGUAUAUAUCUAUUCUCCCAAACACCAAAUUUUGAACGGUCUAUGCCCUUUAAUAUGACCUAGAAAAUUGCUAUAAUAUAUUUUAAAAACAUGAAAAAGAGUAAAAAUAAAAAUUUAUUCUGUUCACAAUUUAAAAAAAAAAACAUUUAUUUAAUAAUUAUUUAUGAAUUAAUGCAUUUCUAAAUUGAAAUUUAUAAAAAUUAUUCUAAAUUAUUUUGUCUAAGUCACACUGUAUAAUUAAAUGUUUUGUCAAAUUUGAAAAUUUGAAACACCAACAGUUGCAUUCAACAAUGUUUUGUAUUUUGAGAAGGAAUUUGAUAUUUGUUGUCCUCGAUGCAUAAAUCAAAUUUGUUGCUCAUUCUGUUAUUUUUCUGUGAUGUUUCCUAUAAUAAUUGGCAAAUGCUAUAAAAAUUGAGCCCUGGUUAUUGUUUGAUACUUUUUAGAGCUUUUAAUCUAGGCCCUACUUAUUUUAGUUAAAACUUACCAAUACUUGACAAUUUUGUAUGCAUUUAAAUAUAUUUUGUUUGUUCAACACUAACACUGUGAAAUAAUAAAUCAAUUAAUGUCAAUAUCUAUAAUAGAAUCGGAAUUGUGACUAUACUUAUACUACAUAUGAUUUAAUUUAGCAAUUUGUUUUAUAGAACACAUUAAUAAACUUCAGUCAAAUUCUUAAUUUAACAGUAUGUGGUUAUAAUGGUAGUGCCAAGUAUGAUAACGGAAAAAUACCAAAAUUUAUUUUGUUUAAGAGAAUACAACAUUAAAAUCACAGGCCAGUUUAAUUAUACAGUGGAACUUUGAUUAUUCUUCAGGCACUGGCCUAAUGUCCUGAUAAAUAAUUAGAUAGAUGUUUAAUCAGAUGUAUGGUGUAUGGUAUUUCUGAAAAUAAAACAACAAAAAAAAUGAUUUUUAAUUUUUGUACAUUGUAUACAUGAAUGGAUAUAUUUUUUUAUAAAUUACUGUAAUGUAUAAUUUAAAAAAAUUCAUAUAUUAUCGAAUGAGUGUGCCGAACUCCAAAUUAUCGAAUUCUAUUUUUAGCAAAAUGAUAAAUAUUUUUCAUUUGUUCAAUAAUGUUUUUUUUUGAGUAUGACGGUUAAACAAAGUUCUACUGUAUUGGGAGUACAAGGAAAACAGCUCUUUGUAUUUUAAAUUAUGUGUUCAUAAAGAUUAAAUUAAAGUAUAAUAUCUUCAUAAAAAUUAUUGAGAACAAUUUUAAUUGUCAUUUUUUAUAAAAUUUAUUUUAAAUGUUGGUUGUUAAUAAUUUUAUGAAAAUACCACCGGCUUUCAAUAAAUAAAAAAAAUUGUUCUCAAUCAUUUUUUAUAUAAACAUACAACACCUCAACUACAGCUAUUAAAUUAUUAUUUUAGAAGUUUUUAAAAAUACAAUAAUUGACUAAAAUAGUGUUCACAGUUAAAAGAAUCUCCAUGUAUAAAAUGUUACCAAUUUUGGCUAUAAAUCAUUUACCUGAUGUAUGAAAAAUUUUAUAUAAUAUGUAUUAAUGAAUUGUGUUGGGCCAUUUUUAUUUAUUUUUUACAUUUUAUUUACCUUAUACCAGUGUCAUUUCAUGUUUUUUAAAGACUGAUUUGUGUUUUUGAUUGUGUUUAUUAUUAUUUUUUUUUAUUUGUAUUUA